This is a messenger RNA of Oncorhynchus keta (chum salmon), 1629 nucleotides long. Its product is annotated as zinc finger protein 814-like. The transcript has 2 exons. The coding region runs from base 1 to 1629 and encodes 542 amino acids. The record is from RefSeq and is a predicted model, not a curated record. Lineage: Eukaryota; Metazoa; Chordata; Actinopteri; Salmoniformes; Salmonidae.
AUGCAGUUAUCAGCUGCUGAGAUCAUACAGUGUAUAUACAGUGUUCCAGAUCAUACAGUGUUCCAGAUCAUACAGUGUAUAUACAGUGUUCCAGAUCAUACAGUGUUCCAGAUCAUACAGUGUAUAUACAGUGUUCCAGAUCAUACAGUGUUCCAGAUCAUACAGUGUAUAUACAGUGUUCCAGAUCAUACAGUGUUCCAGAUCAUACAGUGUAUAUACAGUGUUCCAGAUCAUACAGUGUAUAUACAGUGUUCCAGAUCAUACAGUGUAUAUACAGUGUUCCAGAUCAUACAGUGUAUAUACAGUGUUCCAGAUCAUACAGUGUUCCAGAUCAUACAGUGUUCUAGAUCAUACAGUGUAUUUACAGUGUUCCAGAUUAUACAGUGUAUAUACAGUGUUCCAGAUUAUACAGUGUAUAUACAGUGUUCCAGAUCAUACAGUGUUCCAGAUCAUACAGUGUUCCAGAUUAUACAGUGUAUAUACAGUGUUCCAGAUUAUACAGUGUAUAUACAGUGUUCCAGAUCAUACAGUGUUCCAAAUCAUACAGUGUUCCAGAUCAUACAGUGUAUAUACAGUGUUCCAGAUUAUACAGUGUAUAUACAGUGUUCCAGAUCAUACAGUGUAUAUACAGUGUUCCAGAUCAUACAGUGUAUAUACAGUGUUCCAGAUCAUAAAUGUAAAUGUAUAUACAGUGUUCCAGAUCAUACAGUGUUCCAGAUCAUACAGUGUAUAUACAGUGUUCCAGAUCAUACAGUGUAUAUACAGUGUUCCAGAUCAUACUGUAUUCCAGAUCAUACAGUGUAUAUACAGUGUUCCAGAUCAUACAGUGUAUAUACAGUGUUCCAGAUCAUACAGUGUAUAUACAGUGUUCCAGAUCAUAAAUGUAAAUGUAUAUACAGUGUUCCAGAUCAUACAGUGUUCCAGAUCAUACAGUGUAUAUACAGUGUUCCAGAUCAUACAGUGUAUAUACAGUGUUCCAGAUCAUACAGUGUAUAUACAGUGUUCCAGAUCAUAAAUGUAAAUGUAUAUACAGUGUUCCAGAUCAUACAGUGUUCCAGAUCAUACAGUGUAUAUACAGUGUUCCAGAUCAUACAGUGUAUAUACAGUGUUCCAGAUCAUACAGUGUUCCAGAUCAUACAGUGUAUAUACAGUGUUCCAGAUUAUACAGUGUAUAUACAGUGUUCCAGAUCAUACAGUAUUCCAGAUCAUACAGUGUAUAUACAGUGUUCCAGAUCAUACAGUGUAUAUACAGUGUUCCAGAUCAUAAAUUGUAUAUACAGUGUUCCAGAUCAUACAGUGUAUAUACAGUGUUCCAGAUCAUACAGUGUAUAUACAGUGUUCCAGAUCAUAAAUGUAAAUGUAUAUACAGUGUUCCAGAUCAUACAGUGUUCCAGAUCAUACAGUGUAUAUACAGUGUUCCAGAUCAUACAGUGUAUAUACAGUGUUCCAGAUCAUACAGUGUAUAUACAGUGUUCCAGAUCAUACAGUGUAUAUACAGUGUUCCAGAUCAUACAGUGUUCCAGAUCAUACAGUGUUCCAGAUCAUACAGUGUAUAUACAGUGUUCCAGAUCAUACAGUGUUCCAGAUCAUACAGUGUAUAUACAGUGUUCCAUCCAGUCAUAUAAUUAG